This is a messenger RNA of Podospora pseudopauciseta, 2491 nucleotides long. RefSeq lists its product as uncharacterized. Gene Ontology annotation, molecular function: oxidoreductase activity. NCBI's taxonomy places the organism in Eukaryota, Fungi, Ascomycota, Sordariomycetes, Sordariales, Podosporaceae. The transcript has 4 exons. The record is from RefSeq and is a predicted model, not a curated record. The coding region runs from base 1 to 1980 and encodes 659 amino acids.
AUGAAGUUAGCAAUGGCCUCCGUCAUUGUCCUUCGGCUCUUCAUCCUCGCCAACCUCGUCACUUUCUGCCUCGGCCACCACUACCACCACCAACAACAACAACAACCAAGACCCACAGCCUACAACUAUGGGUUCGACGUCCACAGGCGGGUGAAGCGGCAGCUUGCGGAACCUCUGACGACGGUAGUGAGGGGGGAUGCUGGCCAGCAGGCGGGGGACGUACAAGUGCGGAGGGAGAUUAGGGAGCUGGAGCAGGACAGGGACGUGUGGACGUUGUACCUGCUGGGGAUGAGCAUGAUGCAGUUUACGGAUCAGAUGGAGCCUACGUCGUGGUAUGGGAUUACAGGUAUCCAUGGAAUGCCGCACCAGACAUGGGGUGGUGUGCGACCGACGCCUGGGAAUGAGGAGACUGGGUAUUGUACGCACUCUUCGAUAUUGUUUCCUACUUGGCACCGGCCUUAUCUGGCUUUGUACGAGCAAGUCUUGACAAAUGUUAUGCGGAUGAUUGCAAAUUGGUGGCCCGAUGAUCAGAAGCAGCGCUAUCUCGACGCUGUCCAGCGGUUUCGAAUACCUUAUUGGGAUUGGGCUACCUACCCGCCCUCUGACGGAAGUGUGCUCCCCACGAGCGUGGGUGGGAGUCCCUUUGUCGAUGUAGAUGGUCCGAAUGGCGUUCAGCGGAUAGCAAACCCUCUGUUCAGUUACACGUUUCGGCCUCUGAAUACUACUGCUUUCAGACAGGCACCGUGGAAUACCUGGACUGAGACCCUGAGAGGUCCAACUAAUUGGGGUCCCGGAGCCCAGUCGAACAACUCCAUGGUGGCCAUGACGAUCGAUCAGAACCAACGGUCACUCAGCCAACGGCUCUACAUUUUGUUCUCGAACUAUGGUAACUACAGCAGGUUCAGCAACAAUGCCUGGAUCCCUUUUGUCAAUAACGCCUCGUAUGAUUCCCUCGAGUCUCUCCAUGACACGGUCCAUACUCUUGCUGGCGGUGGUGGUAUGGGUAUGCCAAAUAUCCAGGGCGGCCACAUGUCGUUCAUACCUUACUCGGCCUUUGACCCUAUCUUCUUUCUACACCACACCAUGGUGGACCGUAUCUUUGCCAUGUGGCAGACAUUGUACCCACAAUCAUGGGUGGCGCCUACCGCGGCGGUUCUGAAUUCAUACACGACCUCUCGAGGCCAGAUUCAAGACUCACAGACACCGCUCACCCCGUUCUUUGCUGAUGCCAAUGGGGGGUUUUGGACGUCGGAUAGCGUCAGAGACUUCACCAAAUUCGGGUACACUUACACUGAGCUGACGGACCUUGCGAGUGCGAGUAAUGCCCAAGCUGGUGUACGACGGGCUAUUAACCGUUUGUACGGGGCGUCAAGUCCAGCCAACAUGUUUCUGAGGGAGCUUCGAGCCCAAGGCAUCAAGGGUGGCCGGGGGAAGGGGGCGUCUUCGAGAAUAGGACAGCAGUCAUCAUCAAAGCAUCGUCCUGCUGGUAGGGAAGUUGGAGGACUCCAAGAUGACAGCUACCGAGAGUGGAUUGUGAAUAUCCGAGCCAAGAAGCAAGCAUUGGAUGGGCCGUAUUCCAUUUAUUUCUUCUUUGGGACCCCACCGGAGGACAAGGCGGACUGGGCGCAGGCAGAGAAUCAUGUUGGUGCCAUGGGGGUGUUUGCUGCCGACGGGACCGGGAUGGGAGGCAUGAGGGAGGCGAUGAAGGAGUUGGAGGUUAGUGGUACGGUGCCGUUGACUACGGGCUUGAUUGGGGCUGUUGAAAGGGGGAGAUUGGAGGGGUUGAGCCAAGCGGAAGUGGUAAAGUUUUUGAGGGAGGAGCUGGUGGUUGUUGUUUUGGGGUCGGGGGGGAGGGAGUAUGGAGUUUUGGAUGUGGAGGGCUUGAGGUUGGGGGUGAGGAGUUUUAGCGUUAAAUUGCCGCAGAGUGAGGAUGAGCUGCCUGUUUGGGGGGAGGAGGUGGUGGGUUUUGAUUUGUUGUAGGCUGUGGAGGGAAAGGGGUACGGGAAAAGGACUGUCUGAUAUUAUGGUCUCGUUUCUGGUGUGCAUUGUUGCGAAGGGAGGUAAAGGCAAAAAAGGGAGGAUAAGGUUUUGGUGUUUUCUGGUGUUGUUUUGGUGCUCUGGCUUUGGGUUUGAUUACUAUGGAGGGGAGGGCAGCCUUUGGUUUGCUGGAUUGGUGUCACUCACUCUCGACAAGUUGGCUCUUGCUUUGGAGGCUUGGGUUUGUCUUUUCUUGUUGGGAUGUUUUUGUGGUUGGAGCUUGGAAGGCGUGGAUGAUACAGGCAAGGUAAUAUGUGGUGGGUCGGUUGGGUCUUUUGGCAAGAUUCUAGUGUAUUUUUGGCAGAGUUGUCUUUUGUUGUGUUGAGCUUUUAUUAAUGGAUGUAAUCAAGUUGAAAGAGAGAGAGAGAGAAAGCACUGUACAUUGGAUAGUUUUGCCCGGUUGUGAGGUGUCAAAUUUGCGUGUUGCUAACACGGAUUACGGCGAAGAUUACCC